Messenger RNA from Capsicum annuum, 387 nucleotides. RefSeq lists its product as uncharacterized. NCBI's taxonomy places the organism in Eukaryota, Viridiplantae, Streptophyta, Magnoliopsida, Solanales, Solanaceae. Bases 1 to 387 code for a protein of 128 amino acids. The record is from RefSeq and is a predicted model, not a curated record. The transcript has a single exon.
AUGGUUGAGGACACCUUGGAGGUGUUUAUGUAUGACUUCUCAGUUGUUGGAGAUUCCUUUGAUUUGUGGUUGCUGAAUCUAAGUCAAGCAUUACAGUGGUGUGAAGAGUUUAAUAUGGUCCUUAAUUGGAAAAAAUGCCACUUCAUGGUAAAGGAAGGCAUUAUUCUCAGUCAUAAAAUAUCUGUGAAAGUAACUGAGGUAGAUAGGGCCAAUGUUAAGGUCAUUGAGAAACUACCUCCCCCUAUCUUAGUAAAAGGGCUGCGUAGCUUUCUUGGCCAUGCAGGAUUCUAUCGCAGAUUUAUAAAAGAUUUCUCAAAGGCUGCAAACCCAUUAUGCAAACUUCUUGAAAAGGAGGCCAAGUUCUUAUUUGAUGAUGACUGCAGAUAG